CUAACGACGCUCGCGGAAACUAUUUCGUGAGUGAAUAUCGGCAGUUUACGCUUCCAGAGUCCGCCGUAAUCCCACCGAUUGAAGGUCUGUGAGUGGCGUUUGGAUACGAGCUGAUACAUUCCCGGUAGCCUCUUUACAAACAUGGAACCGAUGACUUUGGGCAGCCCAAGUUCGCUCCCGGGGAGUGGUGUUAGCGGUAGCGGUAGCGCCGUAGGUUACCUUCCAUCGUUUCUAAUGGGCGAUCCGCCGGCAACGCCUCGUCCAAACACGCUGUCGCCGACACGAGCGCGUGGCUCGCUUGCGUACGGUAAUUUGUCCGGCUCCCCGACCGAUGGAAUGCGAUCGCCCACGAUUGCGGCCUUCCACCAUCAGCAACAGCAACAGCAGCACCAACAGCAACAACAGACGCCUGCUAACUUCUUGCUAAUGCAGCAGCAAACGCAGCGCUUCCUGCAGAACUCGACCGUCCAAGCCUCGUCGAUCGCAAACCAAUUCCGUAACGAAUCGUUCGACACCAACACGAGCGUCAUCGGGCCGCCAACGCAGGGAUUGUUUGAUUCGUGGCAUAAGGAAAAACAGCUGCUCCAUACGUCCACCAGGGGCCUGGGGACGGGUGGUAUGGGACCAAUGCUACCACCGGUUCCGAACGAGUUUGCACCGCAGCUGAACCAAUCGUUUAACGAAUCGAUUGCGAACCAAAGCGGUUUCAAUGGGUCGCGUGUCAUGUCACCGAUUCCGGUGGACUAUAGUCGUGUCGCAAACGUUCCCGUUUCUCCUCCCGGCACUCCCUUCGGUGGCAACCCACCGCAGCAGCAGCAGCAGCCCACCGCACAGACAAUGGCGAACAGUAAUGGUUCGGCGGUCACUUCGAACUGGAUCACGGUGUUUGGUUUUCCGCAAAGCGCGACCAAAGAAGUGCAGUCGCACUUUUCCACGUUGGGCACGAUCAUCGACAAACAGUUGGCCAGUCAGGGGGGCAACUGGAUGCACCUACACUACAGUUCGCGGAUCGAGUGCAUCCGGGCACUCAACUACAAUGGGCGCGUCAUAAGCCCGGGACUGAUGAUUGGGGUGGUGCACUGCAACGUUUCGACCAUCGUUGGAAAGGAGAAUGAUGGCGAUAGCGUAGCGGCCGCCCAGAACAACCAACCUCUGAACCGCGUGCGAUCGUUGAUAAACAUGUCUCAUGCUAAUGAGCAGGACGCAAGCCCCAUGAUGGCUCCAGCGACCCCUCAGAGGCGUGGUCCUGGCAUCGUGCACAAGGCAAUGGAUCUGUUCUUCGGGUGGUGAAAAA
Anopheles cruzii is the source of this 1294-nucleotide messenger RNA. It is a transcript of the gene Nup35, whose product is annotated as nucleoporin Nup35. Lineage: Eukaryota; Metazoa; Arthropoda; Insecta; Diptera; Culicidae. The transcript has a single exon. The record is from RefSeq and is a predicted model, not a curated record. Gene Ontology annotation, cellular component: nuclear pore central transport channel; nuclear membrane; nuclear pore nuclear basket. The coding region runs from base 142 to 1290 and encodes 382 amino acids. Gene Ontology annotation, biological process: regulation of DNA-templated transcription; NLS-bearing protein import into nucleus; nuclear pore organization. Gene Ontology annotation, molecular function: structural constituent of nuclear pore; phospholipid binding; single-stranded DNA binding.